UGGGAUAGGCUGCAAGAAAUAACAUUGACAAGGAAAUGUUUUUAAGAAUGACUUUCUGCCCAUUUUUGUACAUUGUUAAAAACUGCUGGGUUAAAAAUAACCCUAGGUGAGUUUAAAAUAACCCCGGCGGUUUUAAGGGUGUGGCUACUUAUUGCAAAAAAAUCAGUUGAGUCCAUUUUUUGCCUUUGUAUGGAAACGAUAAAUGCUUCUCGGUCAUUAUUUAUAGUGUUGUGAAAGGUGCCAAAUAUGGACUGGUUGUACCAAACGUCUUAUUCUUAGCAACCAGCAGCUCAUCUUGCAUUUUAUUGCUCAAGUUGUUGCAAGUUUAAGCGACAAGGUUGAGAGUCUUCCAUUCAAGGCGGCUCGUCACGUAACUUGACUUGAAUGGUCUUCUGUCCCGCAGCACAAGGGGGCUAGCUAGCAUCCCUCGGUACUUGCUAUGCAAGAGGUGUGGUGUUCCUCAGCCCCACAGAUUCACAGAGCGGAGCGUAUAUUAAGGGAGAUUUAAAAUCCAUUACAGUUUAGUGCUCCCUGGGAAAAUAGUUAAACAGAGCAUCGGCAGAGGGAGCCGAGCCAGGUCACGAUCGCUGUGCUGUGCCUGUGAUUUCACACCUGGCCUGAUUUAGCGUGACCAUCCGUCGGAAGCCUUUCGACAUGAGCAACCACCAGGCCCCUCCUCAAGCUGCCUCCUCCGAGCUGGAGGUGAUUUCACAGCAGGUGGAGGAGGAAAACCAGCGCGUGGCCCCGGUUCAGCUGCUGAGCUUCACCUACAGAGAUUUGCCUCUGGCCGCCCUGGAUGUAUCUCUGGCUGGAUCUCAGCUCAUCUCCAACCCGGAUGAAGAGGACAACCGAGAGGGGUCCAACUGGCUGAAGCCGUGCUGCGGGGGCCGGGCGGCUCUGUGGCAAGUGUGCCUGGCGUCGGCCGGCUUCAACUGCGUCCUGGUGGCUUGCGUGGUUCUGGCGGUGCUACUGCUGACUCUGGAGCUACUCGUCGACACUAAACUGCUGCAGUUUAACAAUGCAUCCCAGUUUGCUGGCGUCAUCCACUGGAUCAGCCUGGCUAUCCUGUCUGUGUUCUUCACCGAGACCGUUUUCAGGAUCGUGGUCCUAGGGAUAUGGGAUUACAUCGAGAACAAAGUGGAGGUGUUCGACGGAGCCAUCAUCGUCCUUUCGCUGGCCCCUAUGGUGGCCUCCACCGUGGCCAACGGCCCCAGCAGCCCCUGGGACGCCAUUGGUCUCAUCAUCACGCUGCGCAUCUGGAGGGUCAAAAGGGUCAUUGACGCCUACGUGCUGCAGGUGAAGGUUGAGAUGGAGCUGGAGAUCCAGCAGUGCGAGAAGGCAAAGGCAGUGAGAGAGGAGCAGCUCGACCGCCUCACUCAGAUCUGUCAAGAGCAGGCGUUUGAAAUCCGGCAGCUGAGGGCCCACCUGGCCCAGCAGGACCUGGAUCUGGUGGCCGAGCGGGAAGCGGCCAUGCAGAUCCACCAUAUGUGGGCUAAACCGAGCAGCAGUUUCCAUGAGGUGGACGGACUGGCCCCCGGGGUCUCCGAUCAUCACAGGCCGGCCAAAGUCAGAGAGCCCGGCGGGCCCUCAGAUCACCACGGCCAGGAUGACAUGAACAACUACAUCAGUCAGUAUUACAGCGAGCCGAGCAGUGAUAUGGGCAUCCCCGACCCGGCCACUCGCAUCAUCACCACGGCGGCUAUCGACGUCCACUUGCCCAACAACCCCAGCCAGCUCCCUCCAUCCUUGGUGAGCGCCGACGGCGCGGCCGGCGGCCGACUGCGGCGCACCAACAGCUCGGCCAGCGAAGCCUCGGCCACGACGGCGUCGCGCAUCAGCAGCCGCACGGCGGGAUCGUCGGCCGACUGCAGCUCCACCGUGCGCGAGGCGUCCACGUCCACCGACUACAGCGACCAGCGCUGCUACCCGCCGCCCUACAGCAGCCCCCUGGCCCCUCAGCCCAGGGGAAGUCCCAGCGCCGUGGUGCAGGAGCUGCUCUCCUCUCUGUCCGAGGACUCCUGUCUGAGCCAGAAGGGCCUGGACCCCGUCAACCUGAAACCACCCAGUCCUACCGGUUCCACCAAAAACAGCCCCGAGCUGGAGAACAGGGUAAACAUCUACAACAAGAGGAACCAGGAGAGCCGACUCAGCUCGCACGCCAAACCACUCAUCCAGCUACAAAGAACUGAAGCUUUCCUGGAGGAGAAGUACAGGAUGAUGGAGCCUGUCGACGCACCCGUCCAUCAUCUGUCGGGAACCUAAAGUGAUGGAAGAGAGCAGGAACGGGGACCUAAGUCAAUGCUCCAGUCCAUCAUCUGCCUUGGACGUAACGUGGUGAAAGAGACGAGGAACAAGAUCCUCUUUUGAUGCUUCAAGCCUCCAUUUAUCUGUCAGAGAUAUGAUAGUGGACAAGAACACAAACCUCAAAAGAUGCUUGAAUCCAACAUGUUUGAGACAGAAGAUGGCGGAAGAGAGCAGGAACCUUCAUAAAUGCUGCUGCCUAUCAUCUGUAUGAGUCGAGGUAGUGGCAAAGAGCAAAAACAGAAACCUCAAAAGAUGCUCAAAUCCAUUAUUUCUUCAAGACACUGAGCAGGUACAGGGACCUCAAAAGUUGUUUGAAAUCAUCAUGUGUCUGAGACACGACAGAACCGGAACCUCCAUUGAUCGCCCAAGCCAUGAUCAAAGAUAGUGUCAGAUAGCAGGAAUGAAACGAUGUUCACAUUCAUCGUGUCUGGUACAUAACAUGGUAGAAAAAAAGCAGGUACGGGAACUUCAUAUGGUUCCCCCAAAUCAGACAUAAGAUGGUGGCCGAGAGCAGCAACAGGAACCUUGUAAGAUGUUUGAAUUCAUCAUUUGUCUGAGAACAGGAACUGUAACCUCAAAAGAUUGAAUCCAUCACCUGAGACAUAAAAUGGUGAAGAGAGCAGGAACAGGAAACUUCACCUGUCUGGGACAUGACAUUGUAGAAGAGAUCAGGAACAGGAAGAUGCCCAGAUCCAUCAUCUGUUUGAUACAUUUGUUCGUGGAAGAGUACAAGAACAGGUACUGUAAUGGUUGUCCAAAUCAUCAUGCCUUUGACAUUGUGGUGUAAGAGAGCAAGAUAAGACACUCUAAAAUAUUCUGAAGCAAGGUAGAAGCAGGAACAGGAAGAUGAAUUGAUUUCCCAGCCUAUCAUUUGACUUUGAAAUAACGUGGAUAACAUGAAGCGCAAGAACAUCAACUUGCUUCACUUGCAAACGUGCACUGAAUGCUGGAGGAUCGAUCACUUUUCAGGAAACUACUCUGACAAUUUUUAUGAUCAUUUGAAACAAACUUGGCCAUGCUGAAUGGACCUAAAGUCUCUGCAAGCAUGUCAGCUGUUUUAUGAAAACAGCCAGAAACCAGUUUGCCGCAACAACUGCAGGGUACAAGUGGAAAUCCGUGUUGAGAGUUUCUAAUCUUUGUCUUUCUAUUUUAGCAACGUUUCUAACUGAAAUUCCAAGAAUGGUGUUUAAAAAAAAAACAAAAAAAAAACAUUUUGCAAUCUAACCAAGAUCAGCUUGGUCACGGCUGAAAUUUUAAUAUGUGCAUCAAUUGUAUUACUGGCUUUUAAAGGUUGCGAAGAUGUGUAAAUAUUUGCAAACGGGAGGAAUUGUGUCUACAAAAAAAAAAAAAAAA
Messenger RNA from Syngnathus acus (greater pipefish), 3657 nucleotides. RefSeq names its product transmembrane protein 266 (gene tmem266). Lineage: Eukaryota; Metazoa; Chordata; Actinopteri; Syngnathiformes; Syngnathidae. The transcript is spliced from 11 exons. Gene Ontology annotation, molecular function: monoatomic ion channel activity; voltage-gated channel activity. Gene Ontology annotation, cellular component: plasma membrane. The coding region runs from base 655 to 2262 and encodes 535 amino acids. The record is from RefSeq and is a predicted model, not a curated record. Gene Ontology annotation, biological process: monoatomic ion transport; transmembrane transport.